AUGAGGCAAAUACUUGAAAAGAUCAUGAAACCAUUCCGUAAGGAUUGGAGUGAAAGGCUUGAGGAAGCUCUUUGGGUUUACAAGACGGCCUACAAGACCCCUAUAGGCAUGUCUCUCUUUCAGUUACUCUAUGGCAAGGCUUGCCAUCAACCUAUGGAGAUCGAGCACAAAUCUUAUUGGGCAAUCAAGAUUCUGAGGAAGCAGUUUCAUGAAGAUGACAAGGUUCUAAAGUUUAAGGCCCGGUUGAAGCUUAUGCCAAGGAAGUUUGUCACCAAGUGGGAAGGUUCAUUUAGAGUUACUAAAGUAUACCCUUUUGGCACGGUAGAGCUUGUAGAUGAGGAGACCGGUAUAGCUUCACAAGUCAACGACCAUCUUCUAAAGCACUACCACGAGGAGCAAAGACCCCCUUGA
Molecule: messenger RNA, 411 nt
Organism: Neltuma alba
Lineage: Eukaryota; Viridiplantae; Streptophyta; Magnoliopsida; Fabales; Fabaceae
Exons: 2
Coding region: 1-411 (136 amino acids)
Molecular function (GO): nucleic acid binding
Source: RefSeq, a predicted model, not a curated record